Gallus gallus (chicken) is the source of this 10614-nucleotide messenger RNA. It is a transcript of the gene CUL5, whose product is annotated as cullin 5. Gene Ontology annotation, biological process: SCF-dependent proteasomal ubiquitin-dependent protein catabolic process; protein ubiquitination. NCBI's taxonomy places the organism in Eukaryota, Metazoa, Chordata, Aves, Galliformes, Phasianidae. Gene Ontology annotation, molecular function: ubiquitin protein ligase binding. The record is from RefSeq and is a predicted model, not a curated record. The transcript has 19 exons. Bases 4895 to 7174 code for a protein of 759 amino acids. Gene Ontology annotation, cellular component: Cul5-RING ubiquitin ligase complex; SCF ubiquitin ligase complex.
UCCGCCCGGGCGGGGAGCAGCGCCGCGCCGGGCUGCCGGACGGGGUCGGCCCUUUGUUUAUUUCGGGGAACCCCGCGGUGCAGAAAAGGAGUUUUGAGUUGAACAAAGAGUUGGGGAAUGCCUUCGCCGCGAGCAGGUGUCGUCGGUCGGGUUGCCAGCGCGUUCUGGCGUUUUCUUUUUCGCUUACUGCGCUUCGCUGCGAAGGAAAAACUCCUCGAGGCCUUUAAUCGGCUCUGCUUCGGGGCUCAGAUGUUGGCAGGCUCGUUCCCGGUGUUUGGUGGCAGAUGUCAGUCACCCCAAACCGAGCCAAGUUUGCACAGAAGUUUUGGCUGUGACAGGCCGUGCCCAGCCCGGGACUGCUCGUCCCGAGCUGUGUGGUGUGCGCGGGGACCCGGCCCUCUGUGGCCUCCAGGGCUGUGCCAGUGUGCCCGGAGCCGGCCUGCCCCACACGACUGCUUCUGGUGCCCUCAGAGAGCCGGCCUGCCCCACACAGCUGCUCCUGGUGCGCUUCUGGGAUGUCAGCCUGGUUGGGGUGCAAGGCCUUCACAAGGCUGCCGGGUUUGGUUACUUGCAGCAGUAAGCAGUAUAAAAUGGAUGUAUAUUUAGAAGUAUAUGUGUGGCCAGUUCCAUGUAUUAUACUUCAGUGCAGUUCUGAAGAGGUGCUGCUUGCAUUCCAGCAACCUGGCAUGUGCUGGGUGUAUGGGUUUGCCCUGAGGCUGUUCUGAGACUCAGUGAGAAGAGAAAUAAUCAAUAGCCUCGUGUCUUCCUCGUAUCCAGAAAAGGUUUCACUUCUCAAAGUAAGCCCACACACAUACACACAUGCUCGUAUACAUAUGAAUUUAUGGAAAUUGACAUGUAAUUAAAAUGAAUUUUCAUUCAAUUAUCUUUUUUUUUUUUUCCCUGUAACUGGUUAUCUAGAUAUUAAAGUGGAUAAGACCAAACUAAAAAUCUCAAAUGGAAGAAUUCAGGGCUGCGGGAGAAAAGCUUCGUGUCCCACUCAGACCUAUAGGGACAAAAUGGGAUUUCCUUAGGAGAGCGUGGUUUUAGAGCUUGGACAAGCUCAGACAAUUUGUCUGCUUGUUAUUGCUGUAGUCCACUGCCUUGCAGUACGUCUAAGGGUCUCUGGAAAGGCCACUAUUUGCUCUGACAAGACAUGGCUGUAUAGCUUGUAGCAGCUAGAAGAAACAGGCCUGCGAGAUCUGUCAGCGUUCCUCUUCAGCUGUUUUGAAAGAAUAAGAGUGCAGUAAGUGCAAAUAGAGUCCAAGGCCUUGCUUUUGUCAGGUGGCUCUCACUGGUCUGAAGCUGUUUUGUUGGUGUAGUGGCAUGUCUGCAGUUGGCCUUUAAAUCAUUAGCAUUUUAAAUGGACAGAAAGGUACACAUGCACAGUGUGCUUCCAGAGGAAUGCUACAUAGGUGUUCAGAACACCUGGGAGCGUUCUUAAGCCAUAUAUCUGACUAAUUAGGGAGCUUUCUGAAGACAAUGAGCUAUGACUGCUACCUCGUGAAUGAGAAGGUCAUACAGUGAUUUGGCUUUGUCUAUAACGACAGGCUAAACCAAUAAGAUAAUUGUGACUAGAUAAGGGCUUUUGUUCCCCAGCUGCGAUGCUCAGUGUGCUCCCAUUGCAGCGAGCUGUUGAUUGCAGGUUUUUGCCGAGAGUGCCUUGUGCUGACUGAGAUUUGUGAAAUGCAACUCUGCCUUCGUGUUUAGGGCAAAAAAGAACAGAAAAAAAAAAAGCAGUGUCCUCUGCAUAGUAAAAACACGUGAGGUUUUUCGGUAUUAAAAACAAAACAAGACCCUAACACAUCAUCGAACCCGCGUCAGCUUUAGGCGGGUCUCAGUUUCGCUAGGAUAAACAGGAACUGAGAGUUUGGUGUUUCCCCCGUCUUCUCUCAACCUUCUGCAUAGGUGAGAAGACGAAGUGAAAUACUCCUUUCUUAUUCUAGUAAGGAAUCCCGGCUGAAUCAAUGCCUGACAGCCUCUCAUCGCGUCGCAGGGCAUCGCUUCAGCUGUGCUGGUGCAGCUUUCAGAAUUGUGAAAGGUAAAUUAAUUUUUCAGGGCAGGUGUUGGAGUGUCAGCUGCUGGCUUUGCGGUGGCGAUUUGUGAAGUGAAGGCACACGGCUUUCUCUGCAGCUCCUGGAACAGAGAGCGGCUCAGCUUAUCGCAGCGCAAAGGAAACCUGUAGCUGUACCCACGUGAGCAGGUCUUGACGCUUCUGUAGCUGCUGGAGGUGGCAGCAAUGCAAGAGUUGGUGCAAGCAAGCUGAGUUGCAGUCUGAGCCUGGUGUUAGGGGGGAAGCAGCAAAGCAAGAAGCAGAUUUGCCGUAGGCUUAAGUGAGAACCGUGAUCUACCUUUCAUUUGUUUCAGCUGUGUUUUGUGGGUCUCAUGCCUCUGUCACUUAAAGCCGGAAACGUUGCUGCAGUUUUCUAGCUCUUCAACUUAAAGAGAAUAUCUCCAGAUAUGUUUGGUUUAUCCUGCCUGUUUCCAAAUAGAGCAGCUUGUGGUGGAUGCUGCAUUCCGCUCGGUUACGCAGCAGAGAUUUCCCCAUGGCUGUCUUUCUGCUUUGUGUAGUGACUGUGCUACGGUCAUCUCACUGACUGUCAGAGCUGCGAGUAGCAGAGAGGAAUCAGAAUGGGGAAGUGUCCUGCUUACCGUAGGCUGGGACCUCAUCUUCCCUACCUCAUCCCUUUUGAAUUAGCCUUCAUACACAGUGCCUGAAAACAGCUCAGUGGUAGAAGCAUAGGCAUAUUGAGAUGUGCUCAGUGAUGGAGGAUGCUGCUUUUUCACAGUACUGUGCAGUGCAUCUGACACAGAUCAGGGCUGCAACUCUAUGUGGCCUAAAAUAUUGAGUGUACACAGUAAAAAGUGCUGGGUGGCCGAGUGGACGUUUCAAAGUACAGAGGGACAGCAGCACGGAGACUGCUGGGACCUGCCCGGCCUGGGAGCCUCGCUCCCCUCACCCCUGGGCUGCCUCCUGGUGCCAUCUGCAUUCAUGUAGGCUCUCUCUCCAUAUCCCAUGCCUGCUCCUGCUGUGCUUCUCUUCACCUUGCUUGCAAUUACAGAGAGGAGAUCUGUGUUAUGCAGUAGGACCCAAGUCAGGAGAGCUGUUAGUGGAACUGCUCUGUUUGUGUUGUUUGUAUUGUUUUACUAUUUACUAUUUGUAUUAUUUUACUAAUUCUACAUAGUAUCUACCAACGCAGUCUGGGGGAUUUUUUGUCUGCCAUUGUAAAAUGUUGCAUUUAAGUGUGUGUUCAUUGAAGAGAGGAGUAGGAAGAGUAACGCUGUAGUAUGUAUUUCAAUGUAGCAGCGAUGUUAUAUACUUUUCAAGUGAAGUUGUGUUAAAAUGGAACUUUAAAUCUCUGUGAGUACAUUCAGUAAAGUGACUUCUGAAACACAGAGUAUCUUUAAGUGGAGGUAUUUUUCACAGCAUUAAAUGUUAAACUCCAGGAGUGGUUACUUUGCCAGGGUAUGGCCAUCAGUCCUCAUUGGUGCUUUCAGAGAAGCGCAUGGAGUAACUUCAGUUAGAGGUGCUGCUUGCCUUCCUGCUUGCCUUCCCUUGGAGCUGUGGCUCAGGGCUGGGCUGCAUGGGGCUGUGAGCAGCCCAGUCUGGUGGGAGGUGUCCCUGCCUGUGUGGUCCUUGAGGAUCUUCCAACCCAAACCAUUCUAUGAUUCUUAGCGUGCGCAGGGAAAUUGGGGUAUGAAUCCCACAAAUACUGCUUCUUGCGAACACAGGUGUUCUUCAUCCAUGUUUUGCAGUGAAACACUGGCAAAGGUAUAGCAUUCAUUUGUAUGCUUUUAUCUUCUGUUAUGUUCAGGGCUGAACUGCAGAACAGGCUUUGUACCUCUACCAGAAAACAUAUGGGAUCUGAAGGUUCACUCCAGAGGGAAGCUUUGAAGGAAGUUGGUUUUACUCAUUUGAUAAUGCCUUUUCUGGAACUUGUAACUCUACAGCAGCUCGUCUUUCAAGUUUUUUAACCCUCAAAGAAGGACUGGGAACAUAAAUGUCUGCAGGAAGAGGCUAACCACUUUCUCAGGAAUAGAGAAGAUGAGAGAAAGCCAUCAAAGUUUGGGAAGUAAUCGUAAAGCCAGGCCUUUCUGGGGCAGCGUGUGUUCUGCUCUUGGAUGUUCAAAGAUGAGGCACUCAAGUUGGUUUUUUUUUUACAGGGGAAGAUAACAAUGGGCAAAACCAUCUCUGAAUUUCACAAGCAAUGUACAGUAUUUGCUUACAUGUUGAAAGGGUUCUGAAUUCAGACAGGGGCUGCUUGCUUGAGACUCGAGUUCUGUAGCCAUUGUAGUAGCGAGAUGGUGCUGCUGCUACAGUUACUGUGGUGCCUGCUGCAUCUCUAUCAUGUAAAGCUGAGGCAUGGGAGCUGCAGGGGAUACAGGUUCUGAACUGUACUCUGAAUAUUAAACAACAAAUGUAUUCUUAAAUUUCCACGUGCAUGUUAUUCAGGAGGAGAUGGUUUUGAGAACGCGGCAUGCUGCUUGUGCCUAUUUGUCUGAAGAGCUGCUAGUGGAGAGCAGCGUGCUUGUCAGCAUUUCAAAUAGUUAGACUGUAUUAUGUGCUGUGUUUGAAGUGAAUUGUGUCACGUGCAGAAUGACUAGCCAAGACAAUGACCUGUUCAAAAGUAAACUUAGCAGUAGAGAUAACCAGCAGUCUCCUGUCACGGCUCCCAACCAACUCAUCUUUUUAAUUGCAGAUUUUCUUUUUAAGAUGUGGAGCAGAAAGCAAAUAGGUUUGCGACGUGUGCAGUGAAACUCGUUUUCUCUCCUAAAGUGGUUUUGUUCUGUUUUUCCAGUACCGGCAGUCCGCCUGUAUACUGCAGUGAGGGAGGUUUUUUGGGACAGUCAGAAUGAGAAUAAAGGUUCGCUUCAGUUUGAAGACAAAUGGGAUUUCAUGCGCCCUAUUGUCCUGAAACUUCUUCGUCAGGAGUCCGUCACAAAACAGCAGUGGUUUGAUCUGUUCUCAGACGUGCAUGCAGUUUGCCUGUGGGAUGACAAAGGUCCAGCAAAGAUCCAUCAGGCUCUGAAGGAAGACAUCCUUGAUUUUAUUAAACAAGCACAAGCAAGAGUGCUGAGUCAUCAAGAUGAUACAGCUUUACUAAAGGCAUACAUAGUGGAGUGGCGCAAGUUCUUCACACAGUGUGAUAUUUUGCCCAAGCCAUUUUGUCAGUUAGAGAUUACUUUAAUGGGCAAGCAGGGCAGCAACAAGAAAUCGAAUGUAGAAGACAGUAUUGUCCGAAAGCUCAUGCUAGAUACAUGGAAUGAAUCCAUAUUUUCAAAUAUAAAAAAUAGACUUCAGGACAGUGCAAUGAAGCUAGUUCAUGCUGAAAGACUAGGAGAAGCCUUUGACUCUCAGCUUGUUAUUGGAGUUCGAGAAUCAUAUGUUAACCUUUGUUCUAAUCCUGAAGAUAAACUUCAGAUUUAUCGAGAUAACUUUGAAAAGGCAUAUUUGGAUUCAACGGAGAGGUUUUAUAGAACACAAGCUCCUUCUUAUUUACAACAAAAUGGUGUACAGAAUUAUAUGAAAUAUGCAGAUGCUAAACUAAAGGAAGAAGAGAAAAGAGCACUACGAUACUUAGAAACAAGACGUGAAUGCAACUCUGUGGAAGCUCUAAUGGAGUGCUGUGUCAAUGCCCUGGUGACAUCCUUUAAAGAGACCAUUUUAGCUGAAUGCCAAGGCAUGAUCAAACGAAAUGAAACAGAAAAGUUGCAUUUAAUGUUUUCAUUGAUGGAUAAAGUUCCAAAUGGGAUAGAGCCCAUGCUGAAAGACUUGGAAGAACAUAUUGUUAGUGCUGGACUAGCGGAUAUGGUAGCAGCUGCUGAAACUAUUACUACUGAUUCUGAGAAGUAUGUAGAGCAAUUGCUUACACUAUUUAAUCGAUUUAGUAAAUUGGUUAAAGAAGCUUUUCAAGAUGAUCCCAGAUUUCUUACUGCAAGAGAUAAGGCAUACAAAGCAGUCGUGAAUGAUGCUACAAUAUUUAAACUUGAAUUGCCAUUGAAGCAAAAGGGCGUUGGAUUGAAAACACAGCCUGAAUCCAAAUGCCCUGAGCUUCUUGCUAAUUACUGUGACAUGUUGCUAAGAAAAACACCACUAAGCAAAAAAUUAACCUCUGAAGAAAUUGAAGCAAAGCUUAAAGAAGUGCUUUUGGUACUUAAAUAUGUACAGAAUAAAGACGUUUUCAUGCGAUAUCACAAAGCUCACUUAACAAGGCGCCUGAUAUUAGAUAUAUCAGCUGAUAGUGAAAUUGAGGAGAAUAUGGUGGAGUGGCUCCGAGAAGUAGGUAUGCCAGCAGACUAUGUAAACAAGUUGGCUAGAAUGUUCCAGGAUAUCAAAGUAUCUGAAGACUUGAACCAGGCCUUCAAAGAAAUGCACAAAAAUAAUAAACUUGCUUUACCAGCUGACUCUGUGAAUAUUAAAAUUUUAAAUGCUGGUGCCUGGUCCCGUAGUUCUGAAAAAGUAUUUGUCUCAUUGCCCACGGAAUUGGAAGAUCUCAUCCCAGAAGUUGAAGAAUUUUACAAAAAGAAUCACAGUGGUAGAAAACUGCACUGGCACCACCUCAUGUCCAAUGGAAUUAUAACAUUUAAGAAUGAGGUUGGCCAGUAUGACUUGGAGGUAACAACAUUUCAGCUAGCUGUGCUGUUUGCAUGGAACCAAAGACCCAGAGAGAAGAUCAGCUUUGAAAAUCUUAAACUGGCAACCGAACUCCCUGAUGCAGAACUUAGGAGGACUUUAUGGUCUCUUGUAGCAUUUCCAAAGCUGAAACGUCAGGUUUUAUUGUAUGAACCUCAAGUCAAUUCACCCAAAGACUUUACAGAAGGAACCCUCUUCUCGGUGAACCAGGAGUUCAGUUUAAUAAAAAACGCUAAAGUUCAGAAAAGGGGCAAGAUAAAUUUGAUUGGUCGCUUGCAACUUACUACAGAGAGAAUGCGAGAAGAGGAGAAUGAAGGAAUAGUCCAGCUAAGGAUAUUACGAACCCAGGAGGCUAUCAUCCAAAUAAUGAAAAUGAGGAAGAAAAUUACUAAUGCCCAGCUUCAGACUGAACUGGUAGAAAUAUUGAAAAACAUGUUCUUACCACAGAAGAAAAUGAUAAAGGAGCAAAUUGAAUGGCUUAUAGAGCACAAAUAUAUCAGAAGAGAUGAGUCGGAUAUCAACACCUUCAUAUAUAUGGCAUAACGUGAGGACUCUGUGAGAUGCUGAGAACAUAAAUGGAAGGGUGCUUGGACAGACAGCUGCAACAGUUUGUGCUGCAGAAGGACCUGUUUUGACUUUCAUUACGUAUUCAAAUCCCUGCCUUACCUUAAAGAGGACUCUAUUUUGCCAAUCUCAUUCAGCUAGCAUGAUGGCAUUCCCUUCAUGUUGCACACUUUUAACAGCAUGCUGUUUUGUGGGAAACUUGCAUUCAUGAAGAGCCCAUUGUGAACUUUUAAAAGUAGAUUUGACUUACACCCACCAGGAAGAAUACAGGUUUGGGUUUUUAGAUGACCAGUACUUGCACAAGGAAAAAUAUUCAAAUAUUCAUGCACUGAGGAACUGCUACUAGUUUUGUUUUGGUUUUUGUUGUUGUUGUUUUUUUUUAAUGCGAUUAGGACUAGAAGUAGCACUUUCACUUUUGUGUUUUGGAUCAACAGAGUCAUGUACUGUCCACCUUUGAUCCUUUUUGUAAUAACAUUUGGGAGACACAUGCCUCACAAACUGAUAUAUAUUUGUUAUCAUUAAAAUCUGUUGGCUAGAGCAGUGCUUCAAUCUAGUAACUGGAUUUUAAUAUUUGACACAUAAGUGACAUAAAAAUAAUUCAUGGGUGAUACUUUUCUUUAUGCAAGAGAUCAUUGUUUUUAAAUUGUUUUCUGUAAAGAAGUGGAUAUACAUUAUUUGUUACUUUAUUUGGACAGAUGAUUUGGUACAAUCCUUUUUGAGAAGGCAAAGCUUUCUUGAAUGAUAUUCCACUAUAAAAACAGUUUCCAUAGAUGGGUCUGUUACGGCGAACAGAAAUAUUAAGUGUAUUUCCUUGUACAUUUAAUAUUUGUAUUCCAGAUAUUUAAGUACGACGUAUAUCUAAAUGCAUUAAAGAGUAAUUGGUGCACAAAUUCUCAGAAAGAAGAUAACACUCAAAGAUCCCUGUAUUAAUUCCUCACUGGUAGCUCUCUCUGUAUGUAUGGAUGUAAGGUUAAUCACAGUUGGCUGUUUUGUUCCUUGAAAGUCAGCAUCUUAAUAUGAAAAACAAACGCUCUGCUUUUUAUUUUGAAACUGUCAGAAUGGGAAAUACAAUUCUAACAGAACUGGGAAAAAGCUUAGGAAAAACACCUUGUGUGAUGUAUGCGGAGAGAGUGCCAAGGAUGCACCAGGAAUUUCAAUUUCUUAAUGUUACCUCUUCUGUUUUCAAUCAUCUGAAGUAGUUGUUUGGCAAUGCUUGCCUCUCUGCUACUCUGAAAUGUCCCCGCAUGUCCUGGGCUGUAAUAGGAAUCAGUGGAGCAGAGUGCCUGUCUUGGGACAAAAGGUAAGUUGAGCCUUACUCAGUUCCGUAUGAAUAUUCGUAUAUAAAUUGCAAGUGUGCAUUUUUUUUUAAUUUACCAGUUCAAGUACAGUAUCUCAAGGUCUUCUCAAAUGAUUGAAAGAGGGUAGAGGGUAGGGUUGACUUUAGUCAGAAAGGAAAACCUUCCAUUAAGAGGAGGAGUUAAUUUUUACGUGGUUGCAGUAGAGGGUGAAAUAAGAGUGGUUUAAAAGCAAACUCACUACAAGAGUGGCUGUUCGCCCCCUUAAACAGGCUGCUUGGUCUGCUUAUUAAUAUAAAUGCCAUUGUCACUGCCUGCUUAUGGUGUGUACUUGGUCCUCUGUUUGACUGAAACUUGCAGUACUGGAGGUUUAAUGAAGAAGAAGAGAUGGAGAGACACCGAGACCUGGCAAAUUAGCAUUUACAGAGUACAAAUUAAGCUCGAUGCUUUUAUUCAUUAAAAAGAGUAGAUGCUGUUCAGAAAUACCACAUCUUUUUUCUUCUCCUAUGGCGUUGCUAUUCAGAACCAAAAGCAAGUGGUGCUCUGUGUAGUUAGCCACUAAAGCUAUUCAAAUGGUAGAAAACAAAGUUCCAAUAAAGUCCUUGUGCUACGGGAGUUUCAGUAUUUGAAAGGUAAAUUACAGUAAGUGCUCACUUGAGAUAGCUGGGAGAAACUGACAGCCCAGAGCUCGAAAACAUCACAGUCUGAGCACAGCCUCCACCAUAAGAAGUUUCAGCCCUUAACCACAGAGGAACACAGAGACGGAGCGCUGCGCAGGGGGUAAUGCAGCUUCUGAAGCCAUUGACUUAAGGGUCAGGAAGUUGAGAGCGUCUUAUAUGCAAUCAUUCAGGAAGUUGGAGUGCAUACAGAAAGCAGCAGAUUGUUAAAAUCUUCAUAAACUGUGUUUUCCCUCAACUGAUAAGUAUGAAAUAGUAUAACCUCAGAGUUACCUGUGUACUUCUCAACACCUGGGAUGUGGAAAUACAAUAGGUAACGUGCCUACAGCAUGGUCAUUUUUCUUUAAAUAUAUGCCGAAAAUGGAUGAUGAUUUUUUUUUUAUUAAAUCUGAGAAUCACACCAGCAAAUUUGUUAAAGAUGCAGAAUUGUGUUUAGCAUCCUUCGUCGGGUCCCUUUCACCAGUAUGCACUUAGAAGUAUCAGCGGGGCGCGGGGAGGUAGCUGGGGGGAGCGUUCUUUUGGGGACGGCAGAGUUCGGCUCUGAAUGGAAAUGAACUAUUCUUCACUUGCAAUAUGGCAACAACGCACUUUUAAGGCUACAGUGUUUAGCUCUGAAUUCACAUGUCCAAAGACCUUGCUUAAAAGAGGUGCUGUAUCUGAGAAGCAUGUUGCCACGCACACUGCCACGGUGAACGGCUAUGGAGAAAACCUGUUGUAGACGAGGGGGGGGGGGGAAUCGUUCUUAAUGGGUUUAAUUAAGGAAUACUGUUAAAACUUUCUCUGUCCCAACAACGUGAUGAGGAUCUCGGUUUCAAUUCUGAAGUCUUCCAUUCUCCUCUUUCCACAGUUGGUGUUCCUAGCUCCUAUUUUUGUUCAUCUUUCAUUCGUUUGUUAAGGCUGUAAUGCAAUUGCGUUUCCAAAAGGAAAUGCGACUGUCCUGUUUUCACCUUUAUAAACUUAAUCCAGGCGUAUCGAAUGUUCACACGUUGCAUUGAUCUGCAUUGGGAUGCCAUUGUCCUGUAAAGUGCGCAUUUUAAACACACAAUUGGCAAAAAGAUUUGAUAGUUUUACAGAAAGAUUUGCUAUCUUAAACUCAAACUGUUUUCUAUUUUCAUCAGAAUGACUGGGAUGCUAUCUUUGUAAUUCUUUGAGGUCAGAUUUGUGAAAUAAACAACACACGAAAGCUUUCCUGUCAUAUACACUAUAUGUAGUCUGGAGUGUUGAGCAAACUUGAGUUCCUGAGUUGUAAUAUCUAUCUGCGUAUGGUAUUUACACUUUUGAAUGUGUGCCACUGCCGAGGUGAUGACGCUGUACAGUUGGGAAUGGUGGUAGUUUCUGUAUGGCAGUCCAGCUGAACUAUUUUGAUGUACUGCUUAAUUUUUGAAUUUUAUUUUUUAAGUUGUAUAAUUUAUUUUCUUGCAAAAUAAAAAUGUAAUAUAAAAGACUA